AUGGCGGAAUACGACCUCACUCAAAAACUCAUCCCACAUCUGGAUAGACAUCUCGCCAUUCCUCUUCUCAAUCAUCUGGUAGACGCUGGUAUCUUCCCACAGGAGAAGUUGGCAAAGGCGCAGUAUGACCUGGUGAAGGGUACCAACAUGGUGGAUUAUGUUUCUCAACUGUAUGAUUUGGUCAAGGAUCAGUCUCCCGCCCCUGAGGCUCGUGCUCUUCGUAGUCAAGCGACACAACGAUAUCAAGACCUUCAGGAAAGAGUACAACCUGUGAUGAAAGUGAUUGAAGAUCCUGACGCCGUCGCCAAAUUACGUUCCGGUCUUGAUAAAGAGAAAAACCUCGAAUUACUAAGUAACGAUUAUGACAUCUCCCUUGAUCAAAUCAAUCAACUGUAUCAUUUCGGUCAAUAUCAAUAUUCUGUUGGACAAUAUUCCGACGCUGCCAGUUUCUUAUAUCACUUUCUCAUCUUUUCCCCGAAUCACGAACUCAACAUUUCCGCUCAUUGGGGUAAACUCGCUUGCAACAUCCUAGGAGGAGAAUUUGAAGCUGCCGCUAGUGAAGUGAAAGAUUUACGUGAUAUCAUCGAUAAUCCUCAUGGAACUAAAUUGGCGAAACCAUUGAAUCAACUUCAAGCUAGGACAUGGUUACUUCAUUGGAGUUUGUUCGUAUUUUUCAACCUCGAAGGUGAUGGAACGGGUUGUCAAGCUCUCCUCGAUAUGUUUUUAGCUCCUGCUUAUUUGAACACUAUACAAACUUCUUGUCCUCAUCUUUUGAGGUAUUUAGUGGCGGCCGCUAUAAUCUCUCGAAGAGCUCCAAAACCCGUUGGGGUGAAAGGGAAUAGAGAUCAUGUGAGGGAAUUGACGAAAAUCGUUCAGAUGGAGGAAUAUCAAUAUACCGAUCCAGUCACUAGAUUCCUCAAAGAUUUAUUCACGGAUUUCGACUUCGCCAAAGCUCAGGAUAGGUUGACAAUAGCGGAGAAUGUUGUGAGGGCGGAUUUCUUCUUGAGUGGAUUUGCGGAUGAUUUCGUUGAGAAUGCUAGAUGGUUGGUCAGUGAAGUGUUUUGCAGGGUACAUCAGAGAAUUGAUAUUGGUGAUUUGAGUAGGACGUUGAAUAUGUCAAAUGAGGAAGGUGAAAGAUGGAUCGUGAAUCUCAUCAGGGAUUCGAGAAUCGGCGUUGAGGCGAAGAUUGAUUUGAAAUCGAACAUGCUCCACAUAAGUCGACCAUACACCACCCCCACCGCCUAUUUGAUCGAAACCACCAGGGGAUUGACAUUCCGGUCUCAAGCUAUCAACAUGGCCAUGGCCAGUCCUGAUCAACAACGGUCUGGAGAAAGAGGUGAGAGAGGAAAUCGGGGUGGUAGAUCUGGACGUGGAGGGACCAGGACAGGGGGUGGAGUAGGGGUCAGACCCGCGGUCACGGCCACGACGGCGGCGACGGAGACGGAAGUUGCGGCGUAG
Tremella mesenterica DSM 1558 is the source of this 1458-nucleotide messenger RNA. RefSeq lists its product as uncharacterized. The transcript is spliced from 4 exons. The coding region runs from base 1 to 1458 and encodes 485 amino acids. Lineage: Eukaryota; Fungi; Basidiomycota; Tremellomycetes; Tremellales; Tremellaceae. Gene Ontology annotation, biological process: translational initiation. Gene Ontology annotation, molecular function: translation initiation factor activity. Gene Ontology annotation, cellular component: eukaryotic translation initiation factor 3 complex; cytoplasm; nucleus. The record is from RefSeq and is a predicted model, not a curated record.